Messenger RNA from Spinacia oleracea (spinach), 5662 nucleotides. Its product is annotated as tRNA wybutosine-synthesizing protein 2/3/4. Gene Ontology annotation, biological process: tRNA methylation; wybutosine biosynthetic process. The transcript has 9 exons. The coding region runs from base 75 to 3209 and encodes 1044 amino acids. Gene Ontology annotation, molecular function: protein binding; tRNA methyltransferase activity. NCBI's taxonomy places the organism in Eukaryota, Viridiplantae, Streptophyta, Magnoliopsida, Caryophyllales, Amaranthaceae. Gene Ontology annotation, cellular component: cytoplasm. The record is from RefSeq and is a predicted model, not a curated record.
AACAAAAACAGGCGCAUCUGAGUGCAACUCUGCGUUUCUGCAAGUGAAAGAGAGAGAGAAAGUGGAAGGAAAAAAUGGAGUUCGAGAAGAGGAAAGCAGCAACAAUGGCGGCCAUAGCAUCAACAGAAGCAGACAAAUCUCCAAAAGGAACAAUCGACGCACCAAUCAUACCUCUUCUCAACACCAUUAACCACCACCCUUCCUACUACACCACCUCCUCUUGCUCCGGCCGCAUCUCCAUUUUCUCUCACCUCCCAAACAAGCCCAAAGGAGGCACCUGGGCCUUCAUCUCUCACGACCCAGUGGACCCCACUUCAAUCCUCAACCUCAUCUUCCCACCCACCACCACCACUACCACCACCACUACCACCACCACCGCCGCCGAGUCGACCAACUCAGACUCGUCCGAGUUAGUGUUCCGAUUCGAGCCCCUGAUUAUUGCCGUGGAGUGCAAGGACGUGGGUGCGGCUCAGUUCUUGGUGGCAUUGGCUAUAUCUCGUGGAUUCAGGGAGUCUGGGAUUACUAGUGUGAGUGCGAAGAGGGUGAUUGUUGCAAUCAGGUGUUCUAUUAGGUUAGAGGUGCCAUUGGGGUGUAAGGGUGGGAUUAGGGUUUCCCCUGAGUAUUUGAGGUAUCUUGUGGAGAUUGCUAAUGAUAAAAUGGGUGCUAAUUGGAAGAGGACUCAAGGGUUUUUAGAGGGUUUAAGGAAGAACGGGUUUGUUGAGCCCAACGAUGCGGCCGAGGCUGAAGAUGGGUUGGUUGGGUUCAGUGAUGGUGUUGAUGUUGAUGUUGAGGGUGAAGAGGUGGAUGGCAAUCUAGAAGUGACUAAUUUGGACAGAGAUACUGGGCCACUGGGAAGUCCUGGCUCCAGCCUAGCCAUUAUUCCCAUUAAUGUUGUCGGAGAACAUUUAGAGAGGCUGUUCCUAUGGGGUCAUUCUUCUUGUACUAUUUGUAAAGCUGAUCGCAGUGAGAUUCUGAUAUAUGGUGGUUUUGGAGGCAUAGGGAGACAUGCACGUAGAAGUGACUGUUUACAGCUGGAUCCAUCAUCUGGCCAAUUAUCUUUGUUAGAUGUUAAGGGCUCUCCAUCUCCACGUAUGGGUCAAACAUCUUCAUUAGUUGGAGACUUAAUGAUAGUUAUUGGAGGCAGAACUGAUCCUACCAAUAUCCUGGAUGAUUUAUGGAUCUUCGAUAUCAUAAAAGCUGAAUGGAAAUUGGUUGGCAACAUCGGUGAUGUGUUUUCUCCAAGGCAUCGUCAUGCAGCUGCUGUUGUAGGUUCAAAUAUUUAUGUAUUUGGUGGACUUAAUAACAACACAUUGUAUUCUUCUUUACUUAUGCUGGAUGUGGAUACAUUAAUAUGGAAAGAGGUACAGGCUUGUGGAGAAUUGCCCUGUGCUCGGCAUUCACAUUCAUUAGUUGCUUAUGGUGAUAAAUUGUAUUUGUUUGGUGGAUACAAUGGUGAGAGAGCAUUGGGGGACCUUUAUAGUUUCGAUGUUCAAGACAAUAAAUGGGCAGAAGUAAAAACAGUUGGAAAGGGUCCUUAUCCUAGGUUCUCGCACUCAAUGUUUGUGUAUAAAAAAUAUUUGGGAAUAGUUGGGGGUUGUCCUGUCAGACAGCAUUGCGAAGAGUUGUCCCUGCUUGACCUAAACUCUUUCUCAUGGAAGCACGUGAUCUUGAAUUCAGUAGGCAAGCAAUUGUUUGUUCGAAGCACUGCCAACAUUGUCAAUGAUGAUUUGGUUAUAAUUGGUGGUGGAGCAUCCUGUUAUGCGUUCGGCACAAAAUUCAGUGAGCCAUCAAAGAUCAACUUGCUACCACUAUUAAUUCUUGACGAUGCUCCUGUGUCUUCUUUAUCUAAAGAGAAACAGAGCACACCCCGUCACAAAGACACUGUUGAGAGAGGAAACAACAGUUUUGGUUUAUUUCAUAAUGGAAGUGUACAAUCAUCUGAUCUGGGUACUAACUUGAACGUGGAUGACAAAGCACCAAGUAGAGAUGUUGGACAUACAACGAAGAACUCUUAUUGGGUUUUAAAAUUGCAAAAAAAGCACGCUAAAUUAGGGAAAGACAUACUCAAGAAGUUUGGUUGGCUGGAUCUUGGUCGAAAGGUGUAUUCCCAUGAAGAUGGUACUUGUAUAUAUUUCCCUAUUACUGUGAAGUUCAGUGCUAUAUUCUCUGAUGAGAUAUCCCAAAAGAGAGGGACAGUUGAAGGAUUAAAUGAACUUAAUAUGUCAAAAGAUUCCAUUGAUUCCUGUGCUACUGCCUUGAAUUUUCUAGUGGCUUGUGGUGCCACUAAGUACGUUGAUGAGUUAGUUGCAAUGAAGAAAACCUCUUUGUCUCCCUUGGAAGCAAUGAAGGGAGCUGUGGCUUCGCUACUGAAACAUAAAGGCCUACCUGAAGGGCUCUUAGAGGAGCUACCGACCAGGUGGGAACGGCUUGGUGACAUUGUUGUCCUUCCUAUCACCUCGUUCAGAGAUCCUUCCUGGGACACAAUAGGUAGCGAGCUUUGGUCUGCUGUUGCUCAAAUUCUUGGCGCUCGUCGUCUUGCUCGCCAGGGUCGUGUUGCUUCAACUGGAACACGGGAUAGUCGUCUGGAGAUCCUUGUCGGAGAUAAUGGUUGGGUUGAACAUCGUGAAAACGGAAUAGUGUAUUGUUUUGAUACCACAAAGUGCAUGUUCUCCUGGGGGAAUCUUUCAGAGAAACUUCGCAUGGCCCGUUUGGACUGUAGAGGGGAAGUCGUUGUGGAUCUUUUUGCAGGAAUCGGAUAUUUUACAUUGCCCUUUCUAGUAAGAGCUCAUGCUACAUUGGUUUAUGCCUGUGAGUGGAAUCCCCAUGCUAUUGAGGCUCUUCAUCAUAAUCUUCAAGCCAAUUUGGUGUCUGAUCGUUGCAUUGUAUUCGAAGGAGAUAAUCGCCUUACAGCUCCUAAAGGAGUUGCAAAUCGUGUCUGUCUUGGUCUCCUACCAUCCAGCGAGGGCAGUUGGGUUACUGCUGUAAAGGCAUUAAGGUGUGAGGGCGGCACACUUCACAUACAUGGGAAUGUGAAGGACUCGGAAGAGAAUCAAUGGACACAACAUGUCACGGACUCUAUCUCUGAAAUCGCUAAAUCUGAAGGUCACUGUUGGAAUGUGGCGGUGGUGCAUUUGGAGCGAGUGAAGUGGUAUGCCCCUCAUGUUCGUCAUCUUGUUGCUGAUGUAAGAUGUGAAAAAAUUCUGAAUUGAAGAUAUUCAAAUGUCAAAUGUGAGUUGCAAAUUUGAGAGUCUGCUAUACUACCAAAUCGCCAGUCUGCUUCACAGGUACAGGUGAUUUUGGAAUCAGUACAAUGAAGCAUGUAAGGAUCUGUGCUCUCAUGUGUUUCAGUCUUUCAGAAGACGUAUUUGCAAUGUUCAGUUAAUUCUUUUUAGUUAGAUCUGUAGCUAAAAUCGAAGUUAAGCUCAAGAUCAGGUAGUUUUACGUUGGAUGUGUAAUUGAUUAUAGACAAUUUAUGUGCUUAUGAUCCAGUUAUAUGCAUUUGUCAAUUGUAAAAUGUAAAUAAAGUAGAACAAAUAGGAGAUUAUGGGAGAUAUUUAAGACUUGGGUUUUGGCAAGAAAAUCCUGCAUAGAAAAUGUUUUAAGAUUUGAGUUCAUUUUCUGAUAUUGGUGAAACAGUAUGCUGCUUUGUUUGGAUGGUGUCCCGAUUCAAGUUAUAUGAGUGCUGAUUAUUCAGUUUGGUUCGGAUUAUUUUAACUACUCCCUCCGUCCCGGAAUACUCGCAACGGUUUGACUUUUUACACUAUUCACAUAAUUCACUUAGACCCUAUUUUAUUCAUAGUAUAUGAAAACAAGUGCUAGCAUAUGAUAUAUUGUUGGCUUCAUCUUUAUAUAUAUUUUCAAAAUAUUAAUAGUUUAUGAUUUUUAUAAUAUAAUUAAAAAUAUUAAUAGUCAAAGUUGUACAUUAACAAACGUGUCCAGUCAAAACGUUUCGAGUAUUAAGGACAGAGGAAGUAUAUCGUAACCUUAUCAUGAAAAUCAGUUAAAUUUUAGGUCGGUUGUGUUUAUAUCACCCCAAUUUUGUAGGGUGUCUUUUGGACAUAACUUGACCAUUAAUAUUUUUAACAAUCGUUAGAAAAUGUUUUAAAAAAAAAGACAAAUAUAUUUGUACAGUUUGGUUAGUUAAUCUGACUCAAUUUAAGGGAAGUAGGGUAACAUGGCCACCAUGGGUGCUUUCAAUAUUUUUAAGUAUUUCGUAAAAUUAUUGAUAACACCCAUGAGCCCAUGUAGACAUGUAAUAUUACUCCGUACUAAUUAGUCUAUACUCCCUCCGUUCCUUAAUACUCGACUUAUUUUGACUUUUUGCACUAUUCACAUAAUUCACUUUGAUCCUAUUUUAUUUCUAAUAUAUGAAAACAAAUGUUAGUAUAUAAUAUAUUUUUGGCUUCAUCUUAAUAUAUAUUUUUAAAAUAUUAGUAUUUUUAUAAUAUGUAGUUAAAGAAAUUGGUGGUCAAAGUUGUGCAUUGAAAAACGUGUCUGGUCAAAACAGGUCGAGUAUUAAGGGACGGAGGGAGUACUCAAUAGGAGUGAUACCAUGUUUGCUUGGUUUAGUUGGUAGGGAAUUCAUCAUAUCGCGAUUUUGAUUCACAUUAACCGAGUAAUAUUUGGGAGUACGAAAAUUCCCCGUGUUCUUAAGAGUUGACUAGUGUAGUUGGACUGAUCAAUUCACUUUAGAGUUGAGAUAGAAGUUAGUUUAGUAUGGUCAUUUAUCUUACCAAUUAAAAGCAAAAAGAAAUCGGGGUGAUUGCAAAAAGUUGUUAGGGUCAACUUAGAGUGAGUUUAUCUCUCUUGCAAUCCAAAACUCAGAUUUUGCCACAUAAGUUUAUUACUAUGGAGUAACUUUUACCUAAUUUUUUAUUAUUUAGGCUCACAUAAAAUUCUCCAUAUUUUUGCAAAUUAUCCUCAUACUCCCCUUAGUCUUACCUAAGCUCCUAACUUUUUUUAAUGUUAUAUCUAUUUUUUUGGUAUAUUUUCUAAAUAAAUAAAAAGAUAAUUAAGUGUGAUGAUAUGACAUGAUUUGAUUUGGUUGGUGGAAAAAAAAAUGGAGCUUUUAAUGAGUUUUGGAUUUUCAAACCUACCUCCAUGCUUACUUUGAUAUUUUACCACAUUAUCCGAAAAGUCUAUUCAAAAUUCUCCUCUAUACUACGGAUAAACUAGUCAUUAAACUCUAUUCUCUUCAUGUUAUUUUUUAUUGCUUAUCACUUAUUUAGAUAGAUCAUAUAAUACCAAAAAAGCAAAAAAGACUCACAUAAAACAUUCAGACUAGGCCAGACUAAACAACCAAUUCAGAGACCAAACCACCAAUUCAAAUCAGGCCAGAUCAGACCAUCAAGAAUCAGAUCAAUCUAGAAAACAGCAACAUCAGACCAGACUAGGUGAAUAGAACGAUGAUUAAUGAACAUUUUGAAGAUAUUAAUUUCAGUGACGCAACUGUUUUGAAAUGGAGGUAUGUCAUCUUUCUACAUAAACAAAAUGACAAUUUUACCCCUAUGAUCAUUAAUGAAAAUACUUAAACAGAAGCCAAGUGGCCACUUAUACAAACACCUUAUCACUUCAUAUGUACUACACUCAAGUGUCAAGUACUCAAGUCCCAUUAUUUAAAGAAGUGACAAAGGAGUGCAAGUGUGAGUGUGAGUGUGGGUGU